CGUGUGGAUUAUGACUGGAAGUAGCUAUACUUAACACUACUUCGCUUGGCUUUUUACCUCACUUUCAGGCGGCACAAAUUGUUUGUAUUUGUGUCAGUCCAACCGUAGAUAACGUUAUAGCUAGAAGACGGUCUUAUAUCGCUGAAGAUGUCAGUGGUGGGAUUUGACUUGGGCUUUCAAAGCUGCUAUGUAGCUGUAGCCCGAGCCGGAGGCAUCGAGACAGUCGCUAAUGAAUACAGCGACAGAUGCACGCCCUCAGUCCUAUCGUUUGGGCCACGCAAUCGAUCCGUAGGAGCAGCUGCAAAGAGCCAGGUGGUGACCAACUGUCAGAACACGGUGCAGGGCUUCAAGCGGUUCCAUAGCAGGGCGUUCUCAGACCCUUAUGUCCAGUCGGCCAAGUCUAACCUGGUGUACGACCUGGCGAAGAUGCCUUCAGGAGCCACCGGGAUAAAAAUCAUGUACAUGGAGGAGGAGAGGGUGUUCAGCAUCGAGCAGGUCACCGGCAUGCUGCUCACCAAGCUGAAGGAGACGGCCGAAAAUGCACUGAAGAAACCAGUAGCAGACUGCGUCAUCUCGGUCCCGAGUUAUUUCACUGACACAGACAGGAGGUCUGUCAUGGACGCAGCGCAGAUCGCCGGCCUCAACUGUCUGCGGCUAAUGAACGAGACCACUGCAGUGACUCUGGCGUACGGCAUCUACAAGCAGGACCUGCCGGCUGCGGAGGAGAAGCCCCGGGUCGUGGUGUUCGUGGACGUGGGCCACUCGGGGUACCAGGUGUCCAUCUGCGCCUUCAACAAGGGAAAGCUCAAGAUCCUGGCCACGGCCUUCGACUCCGAGCUGGGCGGGAAGGCCUUCGACGACAUCCUGGUCCAACACUUCUGUGACGAGUUUGGGAAAAAGUACAAUCUGGACGUGAAGACCAAGCCGCGGGCGCUGGUCCGGCUGCAGCAGGAGUGCGAGAAGCUCAAGAAGCUGAUGAGCGCCAACUCCUCCGACCUGCCGCUCAACAUCGAGUGCUUCAUGAACGACAUCGACGUCUCCGGGAAACUCAACAGAGGUCAGUUUGAGGAGAUGUGUGCGGGGCUGCUGGCCAAAGUCGAGGGUCCCCUGCGCAGCGUCAUGGAACAAGCCAAGCUGAAGAAGGAAGACGUCUAUUCGUUGGAGAUUGUGGGCGGGGCCUCCAGAAUCCCGUCCAUCAAAGAGCGAAUCAGCAAAUUCUUCGGCAAGGAGCUGAGCACCACGCUGAACGCGGACGAGGCCGUGGCCAGAGGCUGCGCUCUGCAGUGCGCCAUCUUGUCUCCAGCAUUCAAAGUCCGGGAGUUCUCCAUCACGGACAUCGUCCCCUACUCCAUCUCUCUGAAGUGGAAUUCGGCUGCAGAGGAGGGACUGAGUGACUGUGAGGUCUUCCAGAAGAACCACGCUGCUCCCUUCUCCAAAGUGUUGACCUUCUUCCGGAAAGAGCCCUUCACCCUCGACGGUUACUACAACAACCCCAAGGAGCUGCCCUACCCCAACAGCGCCAUAGGCCAGUUCCUGGUCCAAAACGUGGUCCCUCAGGCGUCUGGGGAGAGCUCCAAAGUCAAGGUGAAGGUUCGGGUCAACGUCCACGGCAUGUUCAGCGUGUCGAGCGCCUCGCUCAUAGAGGUCCUGAAGGUCGCCGAGGGGGAGGAGCCCAUCGAGACGGACCAGCCGGGGAAAGAAGAGGAGAACAAAAUGCUCGUGGACCAGGAGGAUCAUAAAGUCCAGGUUGGCGACAACGGAGACAACAAAUCGGAGGUGGAGGAGAUGGAGACGACAGAAGACGGCAAGCAGGCGAAGAAGACGGACCAGCCGCCGCAGGCCAAGAAGCCCAAAGUGAAGACGAAGACUGUGGAGCUGCCCGUCGAGAACCAUCUGCACGGCCAGCUGUCGGACGACGUCCUCAACAUGUCCGUGGAGAACGAGGGGAAAAUGAUCAUGCAGGACAAGCUGGAGAAGGAGAGGAACGACGCAAAGAACAACGUAGAAGAGUACGUGUACGACAUGAGGGAUAAGCUGCAUGGCGCCCUGGAGAAGUUUGUGAAUGAGGCCGACCGUGACAUAUUCUCCUUGAGGCUGGAGGACACAGAGAACUGGCUGUAUGAAGACGGAGAGGACCAGCUGAAACAAGUGUACAUCGACAGGCUGACUGAACUCAAGAAAAUGGGCCAGCCAAUCUACGAGAGGUAUUUGGAAGCCGAGGAGAGACCGAAAGCUUUCCAGGAGCUCGGCAGACUGGUCCAGAUGUACAUGAAGAUCAUUGAAGCCUACAAGGCGAAGGACGAGCUGUACGAUCAUCUGGACGAGCUGGAAGUGACUCGGGUGGAAAAGGAGGUGAAGGAGGCCAUGAACUGGAUGAACAGCAAGAUGAACGAGCAGAACAACCAGGACCUCACCCUGGACCCAGUUGUCACCGUCGGAGAGAUCCAGGCCAAGAUAAAGGAGCUCUACUCGGCCUGUAACCCCGUGGUGUCCAAACCGAAGCCCAGGGUGGAGCCCCCCAAGGAGGAGAAGACGGACAACGGGCCCGUGAACGGCCAGGAGGAAACCGGGCCCAGCGACUUGGACAUAGCCCCGUCCGCGGCGGGCAUGGAGCAAGGAGCGGCGGAGAGCAAGCUCCCGGAAAUGGACAUGGACUAAACGCCACGGCUGCACGCCGUCUGUCCUGCUGCGCGCAACCGACUGUCGUUCUCCCGAGGGUUUCGUGCAGAGGACAGCGUCCCAAAUUCAUCGUGUUCGUCGGCCUCGUCGGCAUGUCGCGUCUCCUUUUUUUCUUUUGACGAAUAAAAAAAAAUAUAUUGCAUCCUAUUAAUAUUGAAUAGACGAAGAAAGCGAUCGGCGUCGUGCGGGAACUGCUUUCUGCGUGUUGCUUUCACGGCCGUUAUGUUCAAAGAUGUGUUCAGGAUCUCCCCGGCACAUCUACGCUAAGAGCGUCUGAUUUUAAGAAUCGUUAGCAAAGUGGCCGCGCAGAAGAAAACUAGCAACACACACACGAGUCGUGAUAAUGUAAAAUAUAAUAUGUUUAAAUAGGUCCAGAGGCAUGUGUAAAAGAACACAGAUUCCAAGUUGUACAUGACUUCAAGUAACUAACGGCUGGUUUAUGAUGUAUUUAGUUUCAAGUUGAGGCGUUUUUAUGAGUUAACUUGUCUUGUAUGUGGACACUAGGUACUAUGAGUUUCUGUCAUGCAGUAUUUCAUUGUUUUGGCUUUUCUCAUUCAAAAAGCAAAAAAAGGUCUGUUUUGGUUCUCUGGUAGCAUUGUACUGUUUUUUCUUCUUCUACUAAUUUAACAGUUUGAACGGUUGUCCGGGGGCUGCUGUUGUUGCCGCAUCACCAAAAAAAAGCAAAAAUAAAUCUUGGAACAAAACAAUGAA
Pseudoliparis swirei is the source of this 3390-nucleotide messenger RNA. RefSeq names its product heat shock protein 4a (gene hspa4a). Gene Ontology annotation, biological process: protein folding. Bases 148 to 2658 code for a protein of 836 amino acids. Gene Ontology annotation, cellular component: cytosol; nucleus. The record is from RefSeq and is a predicted model, not a curated record. NCBI's taxonomy places the organism in Eukaryota, Metazoa, Chordata, Actinopteri, Perciformes, Liparidae. Gene Ontology annotation, molecular function: ATP binding; ATP-dependent protein folding chaperone. The transcript has 19 exons.